CCGACUCCGCCUGCCGUACCCGCCCGCUCGGCUGCCGGGAGUCCGGGGCUGUCGUGCGAUUGGGCGCCAGGCUCGGGCAGCUCGGCGAGGCCGUGGACCUGCGUCUGCCCCGCGCAUGAAAUGGGGGACUACCCCAUAGUCAGGGCUCUCUGUCGUCAGCAUUGAAACAUACAGAAUGGACGCAGCCCUGGCGCCCUCAGCACAGAAGCGGCCGGAGGGCCAGUUUCUUUGACUUUGUGAGACUGCGGACAGGACCCCUGUCUCCUCUAGAAUGAAGGUCUUCCUGCCGGUGCUGCUGGCUGCCCUUCUGGGUGUGGAGCGAGCUCACUCCCUGGUGUGCUUCUCUUGCACGAAUCAGAACAGUAAUUUCUACUGCCUGAAACCCACCAUCUGCUCGGACUCCGACAACUACUGCGUGACGGUGUCUGCGUCCGCCGGCAUCGGGAAACUGGUGGACUUCGGCCAUACCCUGAACAAGGGCUGCUCCCCGAUCUGCCCCAGCCCCAGCAUUAACCUCGGCGUGGCGUCUGUGGGCACCUACUGCUGCCAGAACUUCCUGUGCAACAUCAGCACGGCCGGCGGGGGGCUGCGGGCCAGCGCCGCCGUGUUGGGCCUCGGGCUGCUGCUCAGCCUGCUGUCGGCCCUGCAGCGGCUGGGGCCCUGAGUGCCAGGCCCUACAGCCAGCCCAGACUCCUCCCCUCCCCCUGCCCCCAGGAAGGAAGGCCCGGCCCUUCUUCCUUUGACUUGUCACCCUGCUGGAUCACAGCCCUUCCGCCCUCAGUCUCUGCCGUUGGGUCCCUGCCCUUGCACCUGCCCUACGAGGGGCCGGCUGCCCUCAUUUCUCAGGCAGUGACGUGACUUUCCUCGGGGAACCUGGGAAGAGUUGAGGGCUGGAGCCUGAGGGCCCCAGAGUCAGAACUGAGUCCCAGGGACACACUGGGAGGGACGUGUAAGCCCCAGGCUCUGCCCCGUCCAGGCUCUGUCUGCCCCCAGGUGGCGUGGAAGAUGUGUUCUCUGCCACCGUGUCCCAGAAGGGCGCGCGUGCUGUUGUUGCGGGUGACUGUGCACACUCAGCAGUGUGGACAGGUGUGCCGGGGUGCCCCUGCGGCAUGUGUGCGAGUGUGUGGCCGUGUCCGGGCCCACGUGUGUGCAGGCUAAGUGCCAGGGGUCCUGCGUUAGCAGCAGCCAAGCUCCCCGAGUCCACGCCAAAACUUCUUUUCUCUGGCAUUCCUGCGCCCCACGUUCACUCCCUUUAAGAGUAGCCUUUUGAAAGGCGGGGCUCCAGGUCGUCUGGGUGUGGCUGCCGGUCGGGAAUCAGUUCCCACCCCCACCCCACCGCCAGCAGCGGCCCCGCCCCCUCCCUCCACCCCGCACUGGAGUCCGCCUGCUGCCUUGGUGCCUCAAAUAAACGUGUGUUCCCCCCCCUUC
Messenger RNA from Hyaena hyaena (striped hyena), 1428 nucleotides. It is a transcript of the gene LY6E, whose product is annotated as lymphocyte antigen 6 family member E. Lineage: Eukaryota; Metazoa; Chordata; Mammalia; Carnivora; Hyaenidae. The transcript is spliced from 5 exons. Gene Ontology annotation, molecular function: acetylcholine receptor inhibitor activity. The record is from RefSeq and is a predicted model, not a curated record. Bases 272 to 664 code for a protein of 130 amino acids.